This is a messenger RNA of Ciona intestinalis (vase tunicate), 1227 nucleotides long. RefSeq names its product cyclin-C-like. Gene Ontology annotation, molecular function: cyclin-dependent protein serine/threonine kinase regulator activity. Gene Ontology annotation, biological process: regulation of transcription by RNA polymerase II. Lineage: Eukaryota; Metazoa; Chordata; Ascidiacea; Phlebobranchia; Cionidae. The record is from RefSeq and is a predicted model, not a curated record.
AUCACAGCGAUGUCUCUCAGCUGUCGCAGUCUGUGAACAGAUGCUGUUAUAACAGUUUCUGAAAGUUGUUAAACAUUUGUUUCUUCGUUGUUUUCUCUUUCCCGCUACGUUAAGAUGGCUGGAAAUUUCUGGCAGAGCUCGCAUUGCAAGCAAUGGAUUUUGAGUCCGGAAUUUUUGGUGCGAGAAAGAGAACUUGAUCUUCAAGUAAUGGGCGAGGUUGAUUAUCAAAAACUUAUGAUGUUUUUUGCGAACGUAAUUCAGUCAAUAGGAGAACAGUUAAAGCUGCGACAGCAAGUUAUUGCCACAGCAACAGUAUAUUUUAAGAGGUUCUACUCUAAGCAUUCACUAAAUAGUUGUGACCCUCUUCUAUUGGCACCAACUUGUAUAUUUUUAUCAUCAAAAGUUGAGGAAUUUGGCGUGAUUUCAAAUUCUCGAUUAAUAAGUGUUGUUACAACAGUUAUUAAAAGUAAAUACUCUUACGCCUUUCCCAAUGAGUUUAAUUACCGUAUACAUCAUGUGUGGGAAUGCGAGUUCUACCUUCUUGAGUUAAUGGAUUGUUGCUUAGUUGUGUUUCACCCCUAUCGGCCAUUGGUGCAGUAUGUUAAUGCCUUGGGCAUGGCAGAUGCACUUUUACCAAUUGCCUGGCGCAUUGCAAAUGAUAGCUUAAGAACUGAUGUUAUAUUACUGUACCCACCCUUCCAAAUUGCGUUAGCUUGUCUACACAUGGCUUGUGUUGUCCAGAACCAAGAAGCAGCCACGUUUCAAUGGUUUGCCGAUCUAAAUGUUGACAUGGAGAAAAUUAUAGAAAUAACAAACUUAAUUUUAAAGUUAUAUGAACUCUGGAAAGCAUUUGAUGAAAAAUCAGAAAUUCCUGGACUCUUAAAAAAGAUGCCAAAAGUUUUAUUAUCACAGCAACGAGAUGGAAAAAAUGAUUCAAAUUCGGGAAGAAAUAACGUUUCUGUUAAAGACCAAAAUAAACACAUCUAAAAAACUAAGUGAAAUUCAAAGUAUUUUAAGCAAAUUCAUGUUUUACCUUCCUUUAUUUUUUGCAGUUGCUGUGUAAAACAUUAAAAUUUUGUUAAUUAGUUAUUAAUAUUAAAUGUAAAAACUACCAUUUUUUAAAAUCUUUUCACUGCCUUUACUCGUCAAAAUGCGCAUUUAUAAAGAUAUGUAUAAUUAUUCUUGUUGGUUGUAAAUCAAAUUACUAAUUUUAUGUAUUGUUUACUA